Loxodonta africana (African savanna elephant) is the source of this 1219-nucleotide messenger RNA. It is a transcript of the gene RPL21, whose product is annotated as ribosomal protein L21. NCBI's taxonomy places the organism in Eukaryota, Metazoa, Chordata, Mammalia, Proboscidea, Elephantidae. Gene Ontology annotation, cellular component: cytosolic large ribosomal subunit; ribosome. Gene Ontology annotation, molecular function: structural constituent of ribosome. The coding region runs from base 63 to 545 and encodes 160 amino acids. Gene Ontology annotation, biological process: translation. The transcript is spliced from 7 exons. The record is from RefSeq and is a predicted model, not a curated record.
CGCGCCGCGGCCCCGCCUCGUUCCUUUCGGCCAGAGCCGCCAUCUUGCAGUAAUUCGCCAAAAUGACGAACACAAAGGGAAAGAGAAGAGGCACCCGCUAUAUGUUCUCUAGGCCUUUUAGAAAACAUGGCGUUGUUCCUUUGGCCACAUACAUGCGAAUCUACAAGAAGGGUGAUAUUGUAGACAUCAAGGGAACGGGCACUGUUCAAAAAGGAAUGCCCCACAAAUGUUACCAUGGCAAAACUGGGAGAGUCUACAAUGUUACCCAGCAUGCUGUUGGCAUUAUUGUGAACAAACAAGUUAAGGGCAAGAUUCUUGCGAAGAGAAUUAACGUGCGUGUUGAGCACAUUAAGCACUCUAAGAGCCGAGAUAGUUUCUUGAAACGCGUGAAGGAAAAUGAUCAGAAAAAGAAGGAAGCCAAAGAGAAAGGUACCUGGGUUCAACUGAAACGCCAGCCUGCUCCACCCCGAGAGGCACACUUUGUGAGAACCAACGGAAAGGAGCCUGAGCUGCUGGAACCUAUUCCCUAUGAAUUCAUGGCCUAACAGAUGUACAAUAAAGAUGCCUGCAAUGCCAAAAUGCUAGAGGCUUCUGCCAUGGUACUUAGCCCAGGUUCAUCUACCUGCCGCCGCCCGCCCCUCCCCCCCAUUCUGGCUCCUACUUGAUGUUCUGCAUCUGGCUUGCUUAUGCAUAAGGUGUUUCUUGAGUGAUCUAAACCAGUGGUUCUCAGCAUCAUCUGGGAAUUUGUUAAAAAUGAAUAAAUGAUGGAAACCAGCUGUACUGAAUCAGAAAUUCUGGGGUUGAGGCCCAGUGUUCUGUUUUAACAUGCCCUUGGAGUAAUUGAGAUGCUUGCUCAAGUUUGAGAAUCACUGGUUGGAAGCCAUUCCUGUGUGUAGGCAUUUUUUAUACUCAGAUUUCAGUGCUUCGUUUCUCUGAAGGUCCAGUUGUGUAUGUCCAACUCUGGCGUCUCCGUUUAGGUGUACUGCGAGUACUAUACAGAUCAACUUGUAAGCUAAUGUUACUGGAGAGAUGAAUUCAGUUGAAAUCUCUGAGCUUUGAGUAGGCUGGUAAAAUUAUAUGACUGCCCUGAAAUGUAGGCCAUUUUAGUGAGCAACCAUGACAGACUGUGAACUUACAAAUUAAUCCCUCAGUAUACAAUGCUAUUUUUUAUCACACUUAUUGAUGAAAAUGAAUAAAAACAUUCUAAUUCUAAAACAUU